Molecule: messenger RNA, 2245 nt
Organism: Dendroctonus ponderosae (mountain pine beetle)
Lineage: Eukaryota; Metazoa; Arthropoda; Insecta; Coleoptera; Curculionidae
Product: serine/threonine-protein kinase MARK2
Exons: 11
Coding region: 192-2156 (654 amino acids)
Biological process (GO): protein phosphorylation; microtubule cytoskeleton organization; intracellular signal transduction
Cellular component (GO): cytoplasm
Molecular function (GO): protein serine/threonine kinase activity; tau-protein kinase activity; ATP binding
Source: RefSeq, a predicted model, not a curated record
GUUGACAAUCCGUGUCAUAUGAAUUUUGAAUGACUGAAUAACUCACGUGUUGUCGUAAAUCCCGAUUAUUUUGUAUUUUUCCGAUUUUGUACCGAGAUUUUAAAUCGAAAGAUCGAUUGGCUUGGAAUCGGGGCAUGAAUCCUCAUCAACUCCAGUUUUAGAAAAGCCGAAAAAAGCAAACCGGAACGAAAAUGACCCUGCAAGAUACGAAGAGCAAGAAGCUUUACAUUAUCGGGAAUUAUCGUUUCAGUGAGAAACUGUUGGGAAAGGGAAACUUUGCACGAGUAGAGGAGGCGAUGCACACGAUUCUCAAUGUCAAAGUGGCGGUGAAAAUUAUGGAUGUUAACCAAAUCAAGGAAGACUAUAUUAUAAGGAAUUUGUGCAGAGAGGCGAAAAUUAUGGCCAAACUGAACCAUCCAUGUAUUUGUGCACUGUAUCAAACCAUGCAGCGAUCAGAUAAUGUGUACUAUUUGGUAACUGAGUUAGCUUCAGGCGGUGAUUUGUGCACUUUCGUCAAAGAACAGCGAGGUGGCCGUCUGGAGGAACGCCCAACUCGAAUAUACGCCCGCCAAUUUGUGUCGGCUUUAGCUCACAUGCAUCAAUUAGGGGUCGUGCAUCGAGACCUUAAAAUGGAGAAUGUAAUGUUGAAUUCCGCUCGAACGCAAAUAAAAAUUGUGGAUUUCGGUUUGAGUAAUUUCUACAGUCCCGAAGAGCUUUUGAAAACCCAUUGUGGAUCUCCAGAGUACGCUGCCCCUGAAUUAUUUAUCACUGGAAUGAAGUAUGGUUCAGAGGUAGAUUUGUGGAGUUUGGGAAUUAUUCUCUAUGGCAUGGUUCUUGGGUAUUUGCCAUUUGUUAGUGACCGGAACGAGCAACUGAGCUCUCAAGAUCGUCGCAAACGGCUGGUUUUACAAAUCAACAAAGGCCUCCGCAGCUCGCAUAUAAAAGAUUUGUCAUUAUUCUCUCCGGAUUUUAGAAAUAUGGUUUGUCGAAUGCUGAUUCCGGACGUUACCAAGCGAAUAUCCAUCAAGGAUGUGAUGGUGCAUCCUUUUGUUACCGAUAAAGGCAGCAAACUCAUUAGAACGAGUCCAAUGAAAAAACUGGAUAUCAAACACCAGGCAAGAAUAAUUGAAGAUAUUUGCGACUUGGUCCAUCUGCCAACACAUGAGGUGGUUCGAAAAGUAAAAGAGGAACCGUUUAGCAGAAUUGGUGGAAUGUACAAUAUUUUAGCACGUGCAAUGGCAUUGAGCAAACUGAGUGGCGAUGGAAUCAGUAAACUCCAGCCAGGGCCGGAAACAGGUACAGGUCUUCCACAGAAUUCCCCCGUAAAAAGACCAGACAACUUGAGAAGCAUCGCAUCAAAGCCUCUUAGUGGGAGGGACACGCCGACGAUUACAGUGCAGGAUAGAAAAGUGUAUUCUCGGUCAAAUAACAAACCGCCGAUGAGCGCACAAGGUCCUUUCAAGAUCCAGGCAGAAUUUAGACAAGCUGGAACACCUACUACCGCAAUGAGACCCAGAACUGUUCAGCUGAACCUACUGGAAAAGAAGAACAACUACAAGGACAUUAAAACCGCUUUCCUCGCAAGAAAAACCAAUUCAGCUGGCCUAACACCAAAAAGCUUCAGGCCUUCUGUUUCUGUUUCCUCCCCCACUGCUGUGAAAUUUCCCAGCGCUUUAAACACAACAGCGUCUAAAGAAGUUGUUCGAAGGCUCUAUCCGGGCCCUGAUGAACAAAUCGAACCCAACAGAGAGGCUAAGAAUGUAAAACCGACAAAUUCAGGAGGUGAUAGUUUGAACCCUAGAGCCCAAUCAGAGAAACUUUCCAACAAUAGACCCACCACAACGAAUGGAGGCUUUAUUAGAAGAAGCUUGGCUGUAACUCAAAGUGAUCCUAAAGCCACUACGAAUAGGCCACAAACAACGUCCAAAGAGUACAAAGCCUUGGCCAGAUUAUUAAAGAUGGCUCGACCAGCCACUUCAGGACAACCAAGAGAAAAGCCCACCAUGGCCUAUGGGGAUAUGGCGCAACGAAAUCAGACAAUUUACCAAAAAGCGAAAAAACCUACCAUGUACGAUCCGAUUGCCAGAUCCAUAGCCGGUUACGUUUGUAACAACGUGCCUAACAAAUUGCCCACACUGGGCAAUUUUAAGAAGUAAAGAUAUAAAUAAUAAAUAAAAAAAUACCUUGUAUUUUACGGCACUGUAGACUUAAACAGACGAAAUUAAAUAAAUGAAUUAGCAAGUUU